AUGGGCUGCAACGGGUCCAAGCUCGACGCCAUUGGCUGCAUGGGCUCCCGGCUCGACGACCAGGAGGCCGUCGCGCUCUGCCGCGGCCGCGCCGACCUGCUCGCGCACGCCGCGCGCCGCCGCGACGCGCUCGCCGCCGCGCACGCCCAACUCGCCGCCUCCCUCGCCUCCGUCUCAUCCUCCCUCCACCUCCUCCUCCUCGCCUCCAACCAGCCGGUGCUCACGCUCCCCGUCGCCGCGCCCAAAACCGUCGACGACCCUCCGCCGCCGCCAGCGGACCACAAGCCCUCCUCGCCCCCGCACUCCUCGUCGCACAUCGACUUCGCGUCCUCCACCUCCGGGUCCGACUCCGGCUCCGUCUCCUCCUCCCCGACCCACCACCUCGCCGCCAGCCACCACUCCCACCACCACCACAACCCGUACCCGCACCCGUUCCCGCAUUACGGCUACGGCUACGCCUACGCGCCCGACCAUCCUCCGUACGGCUACCCGUACCCGCCCGUGCAGGGCUCCCUCCAGCUCCACUACGCGCGGAGCCGCCCGCCCCCGGCCUCCGUCGCCGUCCAGCACCCCGAGGCCCCGUCGGCACGCGUCUACGAGUUCGGCUCCGUCGAGCCGGCGCGGUACUACGCAUACAGGGGCGAGCCCGUGGCGGCGUCAGGCAGGGCGGCGGCCGAGCCCACGCCGUCGCCGCCCAGGGCCAGCUCCUGGGACUUCUUCAACGUCUUCCACGGCUACGACGUCCACGACAACUACUGCUACGACCACGCCGCCGGCGCCGGCGCCACGGGGACCGCCACGCCGUACACGUCCAGCCGGUGCUCGCGGGACGUGCGGGAGGAGGAGGGCAUCCCGGACCUCGAGGACGAGGACGACGACGCCGUCGUCGUCAAGGAGGUCUCCAGCGAGCGCGCCCUUCACGAGACCGGCCGGCGCAGCGAAGAGGAGAGCUGCGUUGCCGAUAAGGGGGUGGUCGCCGGGGGCGGCACGGCGCGACACCAGGCGCCGGCGCAGCCUAAUGCAGUGCCUCCCGUGCCGCCGGCGCACCGGAAGUCUUCUGGGAGCGCGGACGUUGCCGGCGAGAUCAAGGCGCAGUUCGUCCGAGCGGCCGAAGCGGUCUGGGCGCUCGCGCCAGUACUGGAGGUCGAGAAACGCAAUUACCAGCACCAUAAUCGCCGGAGCUCAGUGUACCACGUUUCGUCUGGGAUGGUGUCGUCGACUGCGUUGCCGGAUUCAGGGUACAGAGGCGAAGAGUUGGAUGUCGGAGGAAGGGAGAAGCUGACGGGUGGGAGGAGCUUAUCUUUGACCCUGCAGAGACUCUAUAUCUGGGAGAAGAAAUUAUACAACGAGGUUAAGUCUGAAGAGAAAAUGCGCCUCCUGCUUGCCAAGAACUCGAAGCGGCUGAAGUUUUUGGAUCAAAAGGGUGUUGAAGCUCACAAGAUUGAGGAGACUCAAAAAUUGGUCAGGAAGCUGUCCACAAAAAUAGGAAUAGCAGUGCGAGUCAUUGCUAAGGUUACAAAAAAGAUAGACAGAGUAAGGGAUGAGGAACUGUGUCCACAAAUUAAGGCCUUAAUCCAAGGGUUUGUGAAGAUGUGGCAAGAAAAACUAGAGUGCUUCCAGAUACAGUGUGAAGCAAUAUCCCUGGCCAAAAAUUUGGAUUCAGACAUCUCAGGUGGAAUCAGUCGAGAUUUGGCAAUGGAGCUUGAAGUAGACUUGGUUAAAUGCAUUGUCAACUUCUCCUCUUGGGUGAAUGCGCAAAGGAGCUUUGUCAAGGCACUGAAUGGAUGGCUAGCACUUUGUCUCAACUAUCGCCAGGAAGAGACACCUGAUGGCGCUCGUCCUUGUUCUCCUGGAAGAGUGGAUGCACCACUUGUCUUUACCAUCUGCAGCAGUUGGUCUCAAGCUAUGGAUCGGAUUUCGGAGAAGGAAGUGGUUACCGCUAUGCAAGCUCUUGUUUCCAGUGUACGCAACCUGUGUGAGUACAAGAACGUUGAGCAGAGCGAGCAGAUCAUGAUGACCCGGGAAAGAGAAAAGUUGAACAAGAUUCUGGCAAGGAAGUCCGUAGAGAUAAACAAGGAGGCAGAUACACUUAACAGAAAGCUGGCACUAGUACCAGGCCGGCAAAACCUCCUCCCAACGGUACAAACAUACCAGGCGCACUUCUUUGAAGCAGACAGUCUGCAAGUAAGUCUGAGGCGGGUUCUUCAAGCCCUUGAGAGCUUCGCAUCCAGUUCCCUGCAAGCUUUCCAGGAGACUCUGAGACAUGCUGAAGGGGAAAUUCUAUCAAGAGAAAAUGCUAAAGUUUCAUAGCCUGAUGUUGCAUCUGAUACUAGGUCGAACACGGCUUAUAAAAUACGAUGAUCUCCUCAACUGGUGGCAUCAGUGCUGAAUGUGCUAGACAAAUGCUUUCCACAGAUCAUUUUUUUUGUGCAAAAAUUCUGACUUACUAAGUUAUAGUAACUGACCGUGAUAUGCCGAUGUAGUUCAGACAAAAACCUUGGUCCAUCAGAGUAGCGCAGUUGUUGA
Lolium rigidum is the source of this 2526-nucleotide messenger RNA. RefSeq names its product protein ROLLING AND ERECT LEAF 2-like. The transcript has 4 exons. NCBI's taxonomy places the organism in Eukaryota, Viridiplantae, Streptophyta, Magnoliopsida, Poales, Poaceae. Bases 1 to 2310 code for a protein of 769 amino acids. The record is from RefSeq and is a predicted model, not a curated record.